AUGUCUACUGUGAAGGAGAUGCAGGAGCUACUGGAACUUGGAACUCAGAUGGGAUUCAAGGAUGAGGCUCUACAAAAUUUUGUGAAGGAAGAACAAUCAAGACUUCGUGAUGAACGAGAACGACAAAGAGAAGAAAGACAAUCGAAGGAGGAACGUGAAUAUCAGUUGCAGAUAGAGAAGGAAAGAACAGACAGAGGACGCGAGGAACGUGAACAUAUGCGGCUCUUUGCUGAAUCGGAACACAAACGCAAGAUGGAAGAAAUGGAACUUGAUCAUAAAUUUCAACUACUAGCAGCUGAAAGGUCUCACAAAGUGUUGGAUUCAUCAUCACAUGGUACGGAAAUGCAUCAACCAAUUAAAGGACCAAAACUUCCUGCGUUCGAUGAUUCAAAGGAUAAUAUUGACGCUUACAUCCAACGUUUUGAGAUUUAUGCGACAUCACAGAAAUGGCGUAGAGAUAACUGGGGAGCUCAUCUUAGUGCCUUACUCAAAGGAAAAGCUCUGGAUGUGUUUUCAAGACUUCCUCCAGAAUCCGCCUUAGAUUUUGAUGAACUGAAGAAGGCUCUUCUUAAACGUUUUGAUAUGACGGAAGAUGGAUUUCGCAAGAAGUUUAGAUCGUCAAAGCCGGACGGUAGUGAAACUUUUCUGCAAUUCUCUGUGAGAUUGGACAGUUACCUUGAACGAUGGAUUGAACUUUCAAAGACAACAAAAACAUAUGAAGGACUUAAGGAUUUAUUCUUAAGGGAACAAUUUAUAUUGUGUUGUUCGAAGGAGUUGGCUUUAUUCUUGAAAGAGAGAAUUCCUCCAAGCAUUCAGGAGAUGGCGCAUUACGCGGAUCAGUUUGCAGAGGCCAGAAACAUUACAUCUUCCUCCAUCACACAAAGAUCUUCAUUCGAUAGGAAACCUCAACCUGAUAAACAAUUUCAUUCCAUGGACAAAGUGGCUCAAACAAAAUCCAAUUCAGGAUUAAAGUGUUACAUAUGUGGGAAAGUCGGACAUAAAUCCUUUGACUGUGUUCAUCGGAAGUUUUCAUCUAACAAGGUAUCUAGUGCUACUGAAAAACAAGAGACUGUUCCAAAACAAUACCAGUUCAAUGAUCCGAAGAGUGGUACUUCCAGCAGCUUUCGUGGACGCAAUUUUGGAUACUCUGGACGUGGUAGAGGACGCCAAGAUACAUCUGCUGUGCACAGAGAGGAAACAUUACCUUGUGUUGGUGACUCAGUCGCAAUUAGUGAAAUGGUGAUGCCAGUGGUGAAAGGUUGUGUAGGCGACAAACUAGUAACUGUACUACGAGACACUGGAUGUAGUGGUGUUGUGAUAAGGAGAGACUUGGUAGAAAAGGACCAACUUACAGGCAAAACACAAAAGUGCAAGUUAGCUGAUGGAAGUGUGAUAGAAGCCGAGGUCGCAGCAGUUAAAGUAGAUACGCCGUACUUUACAGGAAAUGUUGACGCUUGGUGUUUUGAAUGUCCAUCAUAUGAUCUUAUUCUUGGAAAUAUUCAAGGAGUUAGGAAACCCCAUGAACCAAAUAUGGCAUGGAUUCAUUCAACAGGAGGCACAUCAGCAGUUGAAACUCGUGGUCAGCUAAAAAAGAAACAAUCGACAUACAAACCUUUGAAGGUACCAAGUGCCAUACAGGAUGUAUCACCCGAGGACUUACAAAAGGAACAAAGGGACGAUAAGACACUGAAGAAACUGAGGGAAACGGCGGAAAAGGGAACAGUGAAGCAAUUCAGUGAUGGAGGUUCUUCGAAAAUUUACUUCAGAAAACAACUGUUAUACAGAGAGUUCAGCAGUCCAAGAGUUUCUAAUGGAAAAGUUUUCCGACAACUCAUCAUACCAAAACAGUAUCGAGACAUGGUAAUGAAGCUGGCACAUGAAUCGAUAAUGGCAGGACAUCUGGGAGUGAGGAAAACAACAGACAGAAUCAUGGCAGAAUUUUAUUGGCCAGGGAUCCAAGCAGAUAUUAGGAGAUUCUGUAAAUCAUGUGAUGUGUGUCAAAGAACUAUAUCCAAAGGCAAAGUUCCUGCAGUACCCCUAGGACACAUGCCACUUAUCACAGUUCCGUUUCAACGAGUGGCAGUUGAUAUCGUAGGACCCCUCCAACCGAUUACUGAUAAGGGUAAUCGAUACAUUCUUACAGUGGUUGACUAUGCAACUCGAUAUCCGGAGGCGAUCGCACUUCCCGGAAUAGAAACUGAGCGUGUAGCAGAAGCACUGGUUGACAUCUUUAGUAGAGUGGGCGUUCCUACAGAGAUGCUAUCGGAUCAAGGGACUCAGUUUACAUCUGAUGUGAUGAAGGAAGUGAGUCGACUUUUGUCUUUCAAGCGAAUUACGACUACCCCAUACCAUCCAAUGUGCAAUGGGCUCGUGGAGAAGUUUAAUGGAACACUAAAACAGAUGCUCAAAAGGAUGUGCGCAGAAAGACCCAGGGACUGGGAUAAAUAUCUGAAUCCAUUACUGUUCGCAUAUCGUGAAGUACCGCAAGAGAGUCUUGGGUUUUCUCCAUUUGAUCUUUUGUAUGCACAUUCUGUUCGAGGACCAAUGAUGAUUCUGAAGGAGUUAUUAACCAAAGAGAUUCCAGACGAAGAAGUCAAAACUACAUAUCAGUAUGUACUUGAUUUAAGACAAAGACUGGAAGAAACGUGCAAGAUCGCCCAUGAACAUCUUGAGAAUGCAAGGACACGUCAGAGAAAAUAUUAUAACAGGAAGACAAGUAAUCGGCAGAUGAAAGAAGGAGAUAGAGUGUUAGUCCUCCUUCCAACGAAGUCAAACAAACUUCUCAUGCAGUGGAAGGGACCUUACAGUGUCAUACGAAAGAUGGGACCUAUGGACUAUACGGUUGAUCUGGGAGGCAAGUCGAAAACGUACCAUGCAAAUUUGCUGAAAAAGUAUGUCGAGAGAGAUGUACCGAAAGUGGAAGCUUUAUCAGCAUGUGCAGUUUCUCUGAUAGACUUUAGUGAUGAAGACAGCAAUGUAACACAGGAUUCUAUUUUGUUACCUUCAAGUGUUCAGACUGAAUCAGUGAAAGACAUUCAUUUUGCAGAACGCCUUACGUCAGAGCAGACACAAACUGUUAAGUCGUUGUGUGAACAAUUUAGUGAAGUUUUCACAGACAUUCCAGGAACUACAAACUUGGUGAAGCAUAAGAUAGAAUUGACGUCGAAGGAGCCAGUGAGAGUGAAACCGUAUCCUAUCCCCUUCAACACAGAAAAUGUCAUCAGAGAAGAAGUAGAGAAGAUGCUACAGAUGAAGGUCAUUGAACAUUCUUCUUCCCCAUAUUCAGCACCAGUUGUUAUUGCAAGGAAAAAAGAUGGGACAAACCGAUUUUGCAUUGACUUCCGAAAGCUUAACAGCGUCACAGUUUUCGAUGCGGAGCCAAUGCCUAAUCCAGACAGCAUAUUUUCCAAACUAACAGGAAAGAAGUUUAUUUCUAAAAUCGACCUGAGCAAAGGAUAUUGGCAGGUGCAAAUGGAAGAGGAUAGCAAACCAUUGACUGCAUUUUCUACACCCGCUGGAUUAUAUCAAUUCAGAAAGAUGCCAUUUGGGUUAGUAAACGCCCCAGCGACUUUCAGUAGACUGAUGCGCAAUCUUCUUCAUGGCAUGGAAAAUGUAGAGAAUUUCAUAGAUGACAUCAUGGUGUUUACUGAUACAUUUGCGGAACAUCUAAGCACGCUGAAGAUAUUGUUCACUCGACUGAGAGAUGCAGGCCUUACAGCAAGACCUACCAAAUGCUUAGCCGGAUUUUACAGGAAGUUUAUCCCUAACUUUUCAGCGAUAGCUAUACCAUUGUCUGACCUUACAAAAAAAGGUAAUCCUAAUAGAGUUCAAUGGACAGAAUGUCAACAGGGAGCGUUCGAUUCUUUAAAACAGUUGUUAUGCUCUAGACCUAUUCUGAAGCUACCUGACAUACAGAAACCUUUUAUUCUACGCACUGAUGCUGCAGACGAAGGAAUAGGCGCAGUCUUACUUCAGAUGGAAGGUGAUGAGAAAUUCCCCGUGGCAUACGCUAGCAGAAAACUACAGAAGAGGGAGAAGUCGUACGCAGUUAUUGAAAAGGAGUGUUUGGCAGUGGUCUGGGGAAUCCAGAAAUUUCAUCAGUAUUUGUAUGGAAAAGACUUUGUGCUAGAAACCGACCAUCAACCCUUGAUGUACCUGAACAGAGCAAAGACAGAAAAUUCGAGAUUGAUGCGUUGGGCAUUACAGUUACAACCAUACCAUUUCAGAAUCGUAGCAAUAAAGGGAAGUGAGAACGUGGGAGCAGACUAUCUAAGUCGGCAGUAG
This is a messenger RNA of Saccostrea cuccullata (small rock oyster), 4284 nucleotides long. RefSeq lists its product as uncharacterized. The coding region runs from base 1 to 4284 and encodes 1427 amino acids. Gene Ontology annotation, biological process: DNA integration. The transcript has 2 exons. The record is from RefSeq and is a predicted model, not a curated record. Gene Ontology annotation, molecular function: zinc ion binding; nucleic acid binding. NCBI's taxonomy places the organism in Eukaryota, Metazoa, Mollusca, Bivalvia, Ostreida, Ostreidae.